Messenger RNA from Coccinella septempunctata (seven-spotted ladybird), 2986 nucleotides. RefSeq names its product mediator of RNA polymerase II transcription subunit 24 (gene MED24). The record is from RefSeq and is a predicted model, not a curated record. NCBI's taxonomy places the organism in Eukaryota, Metazoa, Arthropoda, Insecta, Coleoptera, Coccinellidae. Gene Ontology annotation, cellular component: mediator complex. The coding region runs from base 193 to 2943 and encodes 916 amino acids. Gene Ontology annotation, molecular function: transcription coregulator activity. The transcript has 7 exons.
GUCAGAGACAAGAGAAUGCUCUGUGUAUUACUGUUUAUUUACUUUUAGUAAUUUGAAUAUUUAAUAUUUAUAAUUGAAUAUAAGAAGUACAAAAAGCGGUGAGAAAAAAAAGUGAAUUGUUUUCGUCUUUAAAACAAAUAUUUGGAGAAAUAAGACUCAUUGUGAAUAAUUUUUGUAUUUACUAAAAAAAAAAUGGUGAUGGAAUCAAAAACCACUAGUAAAACCAGUUGUUUGAAGGCAUUGUUACUUCGAGCUUGGAGAGAAAGAUGGUCUGAUCUUCAGUGGGGUAUAAAUAUAAAAACAGUACUUCCUCGUGGAGUUAGUGGAGACGUUUAUAAUUUAGCUGAUUGUAUAUUGCAACAAGCUGUAGUUGGAGCUGGAGCUAAUCAACUAGUUCUAAGUUAUCUUCGUCAUUCAUUAAGUGCUCAGUUAGUUUCUCAUGCUGCUGUACUCCAAAGAUUGAGUAAAUAUAACCAGUUCAGCAAGAUUUUCUGUGUAUGUAGCUUAUUGGAGUUCUUAGAGAAAAUGAUUCCUGGAGUGACAUGUUGUAGUAAAUUGGAAGAGACUGAGCUCGCUGCUGCUAUCCUCUCAACAGCUUCUUGGUUAUUGAAUAUUAUUCAAAAUUGUAGAGGCCCUUCAGAUUUGAAUCAGAGAGCUACAAUUUUGGCAUCAUGCAUUCUGAAAACUAUAAUGUGCAAUGAUUUUUACAUUUCAAUGAUGUGUUUAGCAAGACACAAUGAUACAGAAUUAUUUGCUGAAACUAGCCAAAAAUGCACAGAGGUAUUGUCAUUUAUGCCAGAAACUGACGAUUGUUACCAAUACGUUAAAAGAUUGGAAAAUAUUGAUGUUAACAUGCUUUCAAUGAAUGUAGAAAGUGAAGAGUGGCCUGGAUGCCUUAUACCGUUUUGGCUCGAGGUGAAAUUAGUUGGCAAUCCUGCUUCCUCUACGGCAACUCUAGUUGAACAACUUAGAUUAUUUCAAAAAUUGAAAGGAUAUGACGAUGCAAGAUUAUUUGUUGAACUCAUAAGAGGAAGCCUAUUGGCCCUUGACGAUGUGAAUCAAACACCACACGAAAGUCAAUGGGGAGCGUUUGCUUUUCUGAAAGUCCCAAAUAUUCUGUCAGAAUUAGCAAAAAAAUCGGAUAGUUGCUCUGUAGCUGACUCCAUAGAGCUCCUACUCCAGCAUACCUCCCUUCUAGAUGCAAUGGAUGCUAAGAGCUCAAGUUCAAGUCUGGAAUGUCUCUUAGGUGAACUUGCAAAAGUUAGAUUAUUGACAGAUUUACAAGUUAAACAUCUUCUUGAAAAAAGAAAAAUGCCUAAACCAAUUAAAUUAGAUAAUGGAAAUGGAACUGCAGGUAUACCAAAAGUAAUAAUUUGUGCUGAACCCACCCUCAAUGGAAUUUUGAAAACCCUGACCACAGAUUAUCACAAAAUACAGGAUGCACUCCUUGGAAUGUUACAUCAAGUAUUAGCUGGGAAAAGUUUUGAGCUUAUUUUGGCUGUUGCUACAGUCCAAGGCCAGCUGGGAACUUUAGUCAGCAGACUUGUACGAUUUAAUGAGUGCUCGAAAUCGGGUGGUGACAAAAACAGAACUCAAUUAUUCGAUAUAAGUUUCCUAAUGCUUGUUGCAAUUGUCCAAAAGUUUGGAGCGAGCACAGUAUUUGACAUAGAUGGAAAUUCUCUAGUUGAACAAUGGGUAAAAUCUUGCAUGGUAGAAAGAAAUAAACCUAAAGCUCCUGAGCAGCUCUUAAGAUUGGGCGAUCCUGCUAUGAUAGAAACUCUAUUGCAGCAGUUCAAUGCUGGAGAUACGGAGAUCAAAGUCAAUGUGAAAUGGCAAGAUGUACUUUUCAAUAUUCCUGGUGUGAUGCACGAGGUAUUAGUUGCUUGGGAACAAGGCUCAUUGGCAGCAUCAGACGUGAAACGAAUUCUGGAUGCUUUGAGAGGUCGAAUGUGUAGCUUACCUCUAGCAGCUGCAGCUUGGCUUUGUGCAUAUAUGCGUACUGCACAACAAGAUACUUUAUUGAAACCUAUCAAUAUGGUUCAGCAAUUAUUAGCUCCACCAACUACAGAUGAAGAAAAUAUGAGAUAUCGUUGGGAACUUACUUGUGAAAUAAUUCGUAGAAUGCAGAGGGAUGUACAGCUGCCAUUACAAGCAACAAAUAGCCAUCAUCUAGUUUCACGACAACCUGCAGUCAAACAACUUCAUGAACUAUGGAAUAAAGCUAUAACUAGAGGAUGGCUGGAUCAUACUUCAGCAAGAGCUGUUCAUUGUUUAUUGGAAACAGCAGGUCCAACAUGGUUGGUACCUUCUGUGGUGCAUGAGUUAUGUAAACUUCGCUACAGAGAUCAGCUGGCAAGAGGUGUGGAUUUAGCCCUAGCGAUAUUUCAUGUUGAUAUUGUUGGUUGUACGUUCGAGUUAUUAUCUCUAGUAUUACCACAGUUGUUAUAUAAUACUUUACAAGCCGAUUUAUUGAAAGAACCUCAAAUGCCUGCAUUAGCUCGUUUGACCAGCUAUUGCAUCUACACUUCAUACAAAACAUUAUCAGGGAUGUGUGAAGAACCACCUAUGAAAAAAAUGUGUCCUGCUGAAGGAUCAGAAGAAAUAAGCGUGGAUCUCCUUAUAAAAAAGUUCCGCCAACUUUUCAUUAUGUUCGAUGGCGGUAUUCAAGAUGGUUUGAUAACCCAACAAACUUAUUUUGCUUUUCAUCUGAUUCGAUGUUUAGUACAAGCUAAUAGUCAAUCUUCUAGUGCAAUUUUGUCGGCCAUUCCACAUGCUCUCAUAUCAGAUUUACUAAGAACAUUACCUGAAGAGUUCAGCUAUUCAUUAUUAUUAAAUCUUCAUGAUGUAAGGACCCCUGGUGGUAAAAUCAACAUGGCACGUGACUUGUGCAUAUUGCGGAAUCAUGAUUUGAGAAGUGUUCCAUCUACAAAUUCUACAUUUUGAUUUUUUUUUGGUAUGCUGUUUUUGCAAGAAAUAUACUUGUAUU